Molecule: messenger RNA, 1146 nt
Organism: Penicillium malachiteum
Lineage: Eukaryota; Fungi; Ascomycota; Eurotiomycetes; Eurotiales; Aspergillaceae
Exons: 1
Coding region: 1-1146 (381 amino acids)
Biological process (GO): dGTP catabolic process
Cellular component (GO): nucleus
Molecular function (GO): dGTPase activity
Source: RefSeq, a predicted model, not a curated record
AUGAACCCGCUCCUCCGACGGUCCUUCCAAACACCAAAUAAUUUCCCUUUUGCCUUCCCAAGCCGCCAGGGCUCUAACAGAUUCCGCUCUUAUCGAACCGCUAUGGCGUCACAGGUAAACACAGGCUAUUUGCAGACCCUUGAGGCUGUCAGCGACCAGAAAGUUAUCAUUCGAGAUAAAAUUUAUGGCGAGCAUACCAUCACCGAACCAGUGCUCACAACCCUGCUCCAGAGCCCCGAGCUCUUACGUCUGCGGGGAGUCUGUCAACACGGAGUUACCGCUCUUCUGGGCUUUGGCCCUCGCGUCACCCGCUAUGAGCAUUCGGUCGGUGCAUUUCUGCUAGUACGCAAAGUUGGAGCCAGUGUUGAAGAACAAGUCGCUGCUCUACUCCACGAUAUUAGUCACACCAGCCUCAGCCAUGUUGUUGAUUUCGCACUUUCAAAGCCUGGAGAAGGAAGCUACCAUGAAUUCCAUAAACCCCGCUAUCUGAAAACCAGUCAACUGCCCGAAAUACUCACCCAACAUGGGUUUGGAGACCUGAAAGUCUUUAAUGAGGAGUUGUUUCCCCUGGUGGAGAUGCCGGCCCCACAGCUUUGUGCCGACCGGCUUGAUUACUCCCUGCGUGAUGCAUUCGCUUUCGAAAAGCUCAGCCUUGAAAGAGUCCAACAAAUUUACAGAAAACUCCAGGCGUUUCCGUCAUCUUCUGCACCAAACCGUCUUUUCGUUCUCGAUGACCCACACCUCGCCUUGGAUUAUGCCCGUGCAUAUAUGGCAGUGGAUCGCGACGUUUGGUCAAACCGGGUCUUUGCAGAUCUUUACCUGAGAACGGGAAGUAUUAUUCGUGAGCUGGUAGAGUCUGGCCGUGUUAAGGAUGAGGUGUUAUGGUCUCUGUCGGACGAUGAUUUUUGGGCCUUACUGCGCCGAGAAGCGACACCCGACAUCUCACGGGAAAUGGAUCGCCUAGAGACGGAGGCACUGCCCAGUGAGGAGAAUUUGUCUUUGCCUCAGGGCUCGAAGAUUCGGACCAUCGAUCCCGAUAUUUACCUGGAUGGGAGCGACAAACCUGUCCCUUUAUCGGGGGUCCUUCCAGAAUGGGGUAUUGAGCGACAGAACUACAUUGAUAGUCGCGAGUUAACUCGGGCAUAG